AUGGGGCUAAAAAAUCAUUUGUUCACUUUCUACUAUGUUGUGCUAUUACAAGGUGUCAUCUCUGGUAUAAUCAGUGGUGGCGUGGAAUUUGCAAUUGCGUAUGGUAUGUACCAGAAAUCAAAGAAUUUGGUCACUUUAUGGGCUUUUCCAAAUACUUUUUCUGGUGACUGUGCCUUGACUUUAUUUAUUCAAGUAGGUGUCACUUGGGUAACACAAGAGCUUAUUGUGGGCUGGGAUUGCUACAGGACAAAUAACGAAAUUAUAAAGUUGCCUGACUUUUUAUUGGCGGAAAAACCAAGAAAUUGGUUUGCAUUCUUGUAUUUUGAAGUUAACAGAGGUUUAAUUUACAAAGAUUAUGAAGAAAAACCAACUUUGAAAAUGUAUCUAAGGAAAAAUUUUGCUCCUUACAUUAAAAGUAGAGGAAAUUUCGUCAAUUUUUGUGCAUGGAUAGUCAAUAGAGCCAUCAGAGGUUUAAUAUUUGGUGUUGCUUUAUUUUUAAUUGUCUGGCCAGUCACAAUGGGAAUCAUGGCUGGCAUUGGUCAUAGAAUUUAUGGACAUGAUUAUUACUUUAAUAAUUACCCCACUCCUCAGAUCGCAAAGUUAAUCUAUGGGUUUGUCAUCGGUUUAAUAACUUCUCCAGUGUGCAGUAUGGUGGUCAUUUUAAGAAAUUAUUUUUACAUUGAUAAUAUCGAGAAUUCCAGUAAUUUCAAAGGAUACAUUGCCACGGUGAAUUUGGGAGAAGAGACACUGGGUGGAGAAAGAGAUUUAGAAAAACACUCCUCCAGUUCAGAAACUCCAGCAUUGCUUGACGACGAACCAUCUGUCCCUGUGGUAGCAUAA
Tetrapisispora phaffii CBS 4417 is the source of this 840-nucleotide messenger RNA. RefSeq names its product DUF2456 domain-containing protein. The coding region runs from base 1 to 840 and encodes 279 amino acids. The record is from RefSeq and is a predicted model, not a curated record. Lineage: Eukaryota; Fungi; Ascomycota; Saccharomycetes; Saccharomycetales; Saccharomycetaceae. The transcript has a single exon.